CUCAAACCUCCGCCCUGGCCUUCUCCAUAUAUACCCGCCGCUGGCUCUGCAAAUCCUCAGUCUCAUUUGGCAGCCGCUGCUCAGCAACCGCGACAUCUCGCCCACACACCCGCUGCACUCGCUUCGCCUCUACGCGCCCUUUUACCGACACGAUGCCUUCCAUUGAGCACCCCACCAUCAAGGAUGGCUGGUUCCGUGAGAUUUCCGGCAUGUGGCCCGGCCAGGCCAUGACGCUGCAGGUCAAGGAGGUUCUUCACCACGAGAAGAGCAAGUACCAGGACGUGCUCAUCUUUGAGUCGACCGACUACGGCACCGUCCUCGUUCUCGACAACGUCAUCCAGUGCACCGAGCGCGAUGAGUUCUCCUACCAGGAGAUGAUCACCCACCUCGCCAUGAACUCGCACCCCAACCCCGAGAAGGUCUUGGUCAUUGGCGGCGGCGACGGCGGUGUGCUCCGCGAGGUCGUCAAGCACGACUGCGUCAAGGAGGCCGUUCUCUGCGACAUUGACGAGGCCGUCAUCCGCCUCUCCAAGCAGUACCUGCCCGGCAUGUCUGUCGGCUUCGAGCACCCCAAGACGACGACGAUUGUUGGCGAUGGCUUCAAGUUCCUCGAGGACAAGAAGGGCGAGUUCGACGUCAUCAUCACCGACUCCAGCGACCCCGAGGGUCCUGCUGAGGCCUUGUUCCAGAAGGAAUACUUCCAGCUGCUGAACGGAGCGCUCCGCGAAGGCGGUGUCAUUACCACCCAAGCUGAAAACCAAUGGCUCCACAUGCCCCUGAUCGUCAACCUCAAGAAGGCCUGCAAGGAGGUCUUCCCUACCGUCGAGUACGCGUACACCACGAUCCCUACCUACCCCUCGGGCCAGAUUGGCUUCAUGGUCUGCAGCAAGGAUGCCACCCGCGACCUCAAGAAGCCUCUUCGCAGCUGGUCUACUGAAGAGGAGGAGUCUCUGUGCAGGUACUACAGCAAGGAAAUCCACGAGGCAUCCUUUGUUCUGCCCAUCUUCGCCCGCAAGGCUCUUCGAUGAGCAGUUUACUUGCCUACCUUUUCUUUAGUUCCGACUUCACUAGAUACCAUGACAUGUCCAUGACUCCAAAAGACUGCAGAGUCAUGACCUCGUCAUUACGAAAAGCUCUCGAAUGUUUUGGGCAAUUGUUUUCGCACUGUACGCAGGCUAGAAGAACUACUUGGGCUCACACACAAGCCAAAAUACAGAACAUUUGGUUCCCGC
Molecule: messenger RNA, 1232 nt
Organism: Exserohilum turcica Et28A
Lineage: Eukaryota; Fungi; Ascomycota; Dothideomycetes; Pleosporales; Pleosporaceae
Exons: 4
Coding region: 153-1028 (291 amino acids)
Biological process (GO): spermidine biosynthetic process
Cellular component (GO): cytosol
Molecular function (GO): spermidine synthase activity
Source: RefSeq, a predicted model, not a curated record